AUGGAGACGCCAGCAGCAGCAGCAGAGAAGUGCCCGCACUACGGACGGCGCUGCCACGUGCUGGCCGAGUGCUGCAAGCAGUGGGUGGGCUGCCGCCUGUGCCACGACGACAAGUUCGGCGAGCAGCACCAGAUCGACCGCUUCGCCAUCAGGCAGAUGCGCUGCGACCUGUGCCAGACCGAGCAGCCCUGCGCGCAAGAGUGCAGCAAUUGCCACGAGAACAUGGCCGCGUACUUCUGCUCCGUGUGCAACCUCUUCGACGACAAGGGCCCGGAGAAGAAGGUCUUCCACUGCGACCAGUGCGGCAUCUGCCGUGUUGGAGGGCGGGAGAACUACUACCACUGCGUCAAGUGCUGCGGGUGCUACCCGCACUCGCUCGAGGCCAAGCACAAGUGUCUGGAAGGCUCCAUGCACCGCGAGUGCCCCAUUUGCCUCGAUGUGACUUUCGACUCGCUCGAGAGCGUGAAUGUGCUGCCGUGCGGCCAUGUCAUGCACGCGAGCUGCUUCAAGGCAUACGUCAAGCACCAGUACGAGCAGACUGCUGAGUGGAUAGUUCCCUUCGAUUGA
This is a messenger RNA of Phytophthora sojae, 567 nucleotides long. RefSeq lists its product as hypothetical. The record is from RefSeq and is a predicted model, not a curated record. NCBI's taxonomy places the organism in Eukaryota, Oomycota, Peronosporomycetes, Peronosporales, Peronosporaceae. Gene Ontology annotation, molecular function: ubiquitin protein ligase activity; zinc ion binding. Gene Ontology annotation, biological process: protein ubiquitination; ubiquitin-dependent protein catabolic process. The transcript is spliced from 4 exons. Gene Ontology annotation, cellular component: nucleus. Bases 1 to 567 code for a protein of 188 amino acids.